This is a messenger RNA of Closterium sp. Naga37s-1, 3819 nucleotides long. The record is from the annotation of a GenBank genome assembly. NCBI's taxonomy places the organism in Eukaryota, Viridiplantae, Streptophyta, Zygnematophyceae, Desmidiales, Closteriaceae.
AUGUGGGUGCAUGCCUGGUGUGUGGCACAGGGAGAGGAGGCGCAAGGACAAGCAGGCAGUGAUGACCAUGCUGCUCACGCACUGCCCCUCCAACCCCCUCACCCACCUCGUACGCCCCUCACCCACCUCGUACGCCCCUCACCCACCGCCUACACGUUCAUUCCACCCUUCACUUCGCAGCAAUACAUUCCCGCUCUUGUUCUUGCUGCUGCUGCUGCUGCUGCUGCUGUUACUACGCGCACGGGCAGCGAGUCACAAGUGUUUGGCAUCUGCCCGGACUCCAGCCAGCUGCUCUUCUACGAGCCACCGCCCGACCCCCUCUCCUCCACAGGCACGGGCAAGCUCGCAGCGUUAGCAGGUGGACGGCGUAGCUUGGCAGUAUCUGUGGAGCGGGCGGUGUGGCAGGGGCACAGGCGACUGGCACUGCGGACGGACCUGGAGGUGAUGCUCGCCUGCUCGCUCUCAUGCCGCCCCCUUGCCACCCCCUUGCCACCCCCUUGCCGCCCCAUUGCCACCCACUUGCCACCCCCCCUUGCCACCCAUGUGCCAACUCCUUGCCGCCCGCUUGCUGGCCCCUUGCCACUGCGUGUGUUGUCACGUCAUCCCUGGCUGAGGCAGCCCUCUCGUCGUCUUUGCAGCAGCCGUGUUGCACAUGUGGCGGAUGGUGCACUCACUCUGCCACGCGCUGCUCUGCCCUGCUCUGACAGUGGCAUCGACAUCUGUGCGCCCGAGGUGCUGUACCUGUACACGGACAACUUUGACUACCAGCACCCCCGACGGGACUUCCUGCGCGGCAUUCUCAAUGAUGACGUGAGCAUCCAUCCUCCCUCGAUCACCUCAUGCAUUGCACCCCCUAUUGCCUCUUCUCUCAUAGCCCCACGUGCACACCAGCAACGGCAGAGCAGCAAAGGAACGGUGGGGGCCUCUGGCCCCCAGGGCGGGCUGAAUUCAUUGGCAGCCCGUGUUGACCCACCAGUCAACGCAUCCAUGGCUGCCCAUGCCAGACUCCCGCCCACACCAACCAAACUGCCCCUCGUGGCAUCUUCGUCUCAUGCUAAUUCUAAUGCUAUGCUGUCACCUCGCUGUGAUAUCAUGGGCAACAAGAUCUUCACGCACGAGAUCAAAUCGCAGUACGCCGCCCGCAUAGACACGCUGCGAGCGUAUGCAGGCGUGUCAAGGGAUGUGCUGCGGCGCUGGGCCUUCCCCCUCGCGCCUGACUGUGCCUUCGGGGCCCACAGCGGCCGCACUGUUGUCACCCGUGGCAACCGGGUCGCACUGUUUGACACUCGUUUCUCUCUCGCUCUCUCUUUCCUGCACUGUCCGCACCCUCUCCUCCCCUCCAUGCCCCCCUGCCCGCCCCCUUCCCCCCAUGCCCCCCUGUCCACCCCCUUCCCCCCCAUGCCGCCCUGUCCGCCCCCUUCCCCCCAUGCCCCCCUGUCCGCCCCCUUACCCCCCAUGCCGCCCUGUCCGGCCCCUUCCCCCCAUGCCCCCCUGUCCGCCCGCUUCCCCCCAUGCCCCCCUAUCCGCCCCCUUCCCCCCAUGCCCCCCUGUCCGUCUGCAGCGGUGUCAGUGGCGCGGUCAGCAGUGAUAGGCGGUGACACGCUGUUAGGGGAGGGCACGGUGGUAGCAGAGAGGGCGGUGGUGCGCGGGUCAGUGCUGGGGGCGCACUGCCUCGUGGGCGAGGGGGCCGUGGUGGAAGGAAGCUACCUGUGGGGCGGCGUCACGGUGGGCGCGGGCGCUGUGGUGCGGCAUGCGGUGCUGUGUGACGGUGUGCAGGUCAUGGCUGGCAGCACUGUGCACCCCGGCUGUGUGCUCUCUUUCGAUGUGUGUGUGCUGCUGCUGGGAUGGCACAUAGGGCAGGGGGAAGGGGGUGGGCAUGUGGGGGCACCAUCAACGCGCGGCUGUGUACUCUCCUUUGAUGCGAGCGUGCUGCUGCUGGGACAGCGGGAGGAAGGGCGUGCUUGGUGCCGUGCAGUCAUGGCAGAGGGGCAAGGGGAUGUGGGGAUGUGGGAAAAUGUGGGGAUGUGGGAAGAUGUGGGGAUGUGGGAAGAUGUGGGGAUGUGGGAAGAUGUGGUGGUGGCAGCCAAUCACGUGGUGCCAGCUGGCACACGCAUAGCGAGGGAGCAGCAGCCGGAGGAGGAAGGGAGCGAUGAUGAGAACACAGAGGGGCAUGGCAUGGCUCCACCUGCAGUGCGCAGGCAGCAGGGCAAGCGAGGUGAUGAGGAGGAUGAGGAUGAGGAGAGAGAAGAGGAUGAGGAGGAGGAGGAGGAGGAGGAUGAGGAGGGAGAGGAGGAGAAGGAGCAGCUAUCAGAUGAAGACGAGGGUCCGUGGGUGCGGGUGGAAAGGCUUUGCCGGGGAAGGGAAGGGAGGGGGCAUGGCAUGGGCACCAAACCCGCCAUCCGUCCGUUCCUCCACCCCCUGUGCCUGGCCCACCUCUACCCCCUUCUUACCCCCCCCUUCCCCUCCCUCCCUCCCCCGCCAUCCUCCCUUCCACCCCCCCGCCCUUCCCCCCGGCAGGUGGGCGAGGGCGGGAGGGGCUUCGCCUGGCCACCCAGAACCCCCGCUGCAGCAGCCGUGGUGCGGCGGCAGUCACUCGCACCAAUCACAGCGCUCGAACUCGCUGAGCUGGCGAGACUGGCGAUUGGACGGGAGGAGGGCGAGGGGGAGGAGGGGGAGGAGGAAACAGGAAGGGAAGGAGGGGCGGCACUGGUGGGAGGGGAGGAAGAGGAAGAGGAAGAGGAAGAUGAGGAGGAGGAGGAUGGGGAGGACGAGUUUAGCAAAGAGGUGGAGGAGAUGUUCAAGCGGGCCGUGGCGGAGGGGGUGGCACAAGACAACGUGGUGCUGGAAGUCAACGCGCUCAACCCCCUCCAUAUCCUACCCUUUGAGCCCCCUCCAUAUCCUACCCUUUCUCUCGCUCCCCUCCUCCCCUCGCCGUCCCUGUCAGGCUGGCAUACAACCAGUCAUACCCUUCCCCCCGACCCCCAUUCUCUCCCCCUCUCUCCCGGCACUCCCCUUCUCCCCCCCACGUCAUCGCGUGCCAGGCUGGCAUACAACCGGUCCUUUGCGGACUGUGCGGGGGCCAUGUUUCGAGGCAUGCUCAACCUCGCGGCCUCGCAAGCUGCCCCCGGGGCACCCACCAGUGAGCGCACCCACCACGUUCCUCGCCUCCCUGCUUUCCCACCCUGCCCUGCCCCACCCCUUGUCCCACCCGCCAAUCUUCCUUGCCCAUCCGUCCCCCCUGUGGAGGUGCUGCUGACGUUCGAGGAGGUGUGCAACGAGGCCCGCCCUGAGUUCGCCCCCAUUUUUGUCAACGUGCUAGAGGCGCUGUACCAUCGGGACAUGGUACUAGAGGCGCUGUACGACAGGGACAUAGUGAGCGAGGAGGCGGUGAUGGCGUGGGCCGAUGAGAAGCAGUUUGCCGACGCCGCUGACAAGGUCUUUGUCGAGCGAUCCGCAGCGUUCAUCAAGCCCCCGUGUUGUGCUGCCCCUACUCUGCCCUUCCCCUGCCCCCUCUUCCCCCAUUCACUGCACUCUUCCACUCCUUCUCUACCUGGCCCCAUUUCCCGUUUUCUUCAUUCCUCUCUCCCUCUUGGCUCAUUCGCCCUUGCCGCUAGCCGUCCUCGUGCCACCACUCCAGUUCACCCCGACCCCAAUGUGCAUGUCCUAAGUUCCUUGCUUUCCCUCUGCUGCUUUUCACCCGCUGCUGCUGCUCCGUCUGCUCUCUGCUCUGCCCUCUCUACUGCUCUGCCCUCUAAUGCUGCACUGCCCCCUCUGCUGCACUGCCCCUUGUGCUGCCUCUCUGCCCUCCACAGUGGCUGA